UAUCGUCUAUGAGAAUUGUGUGGAGAAUCUAUUGCCCGAAUUCAAUACCAUCACAACUUGGCCCUGUGGAGAAAUUUAAUUCCAUGUGCCAUGUGGCCAACGAUGCUGAAUUGAAACGAGCCGAUGAUAUGGACUUGAAUCUGUCUAUGCACAUUUUAUCCAUGGAAGAGCCUACGAUCAAAGACGCACUUCUUGAGUGUUUGAAAUGCAGCAGUGACCUCAUAUUUGCGAGGAACAUGGACGAGCUGAAAGAAAUAGUGGAGCGUUUUCCAGAAAUAAAAAAAAGUUUUGUGGUUUGGAAUUUUGCUGAGCUUCAGGGUGAUAAUUUGAAGUGGUGCUGCCGAUGGUGCAAAAAUUACAGCUUGCCAUUAACUGUGCCUAUAAUCGGUCAGACGGUCAACCCUUUCAUGCUGGUCAGCUACCCGGUGGAAAAUGACUCGGACGAAAUUCAAAUACAGGCCGUGCCUUUUAAUGAGACGCUAAAAAUUGGCAAUCAAGUUUUCUGCAGGCACCGGAAAACGUGUAGGCACAACACUGAAUAG
This is a messenger RNA of Neocloeon triangulifer, 542 nucleotides long. RefSeq lists its product as uncharacterized. The transcript is spliced from 5 exons. The coding region runs from base 9 to 542 and encodes 177 amino acids. The record is from RefSeq and is a predicted model, not a curated record. Lineage: Eukaryota; Metazoa; Arthropoda; Insecta; Ephemeroptera; Baetidae.